ACUGGCUUGCUUUGCUUUUUCGCUGCUCUUCCUACAGUCGCCAAGCACAACAAGACGGAUAGCUGCUGGGUGGUUCUCUAUGGAAAGGUGUACGAUGUUACGGACUUCCUCCCCAGUCACCCGGGAGGCGCCAGUAUCAUCUUGCAACUGGCUGGAAAGGAUGCAACCGAAGAAUACGAUCCAAUUCAUCCUACCGGUACUUUGGAGGAUAGUCUACCCCCGGAAGCCCUGAUUGGAAGGGUUGAUGAGAAGUCAUUGGCAAAACUUGCUCCAAAGCCAGCCAAUGCAGAAAAGGACACUGAAGGGCCUCCCCCAUUGUCUACUCUCUUGAAUAUGGAUGACUUCGAGGCGGUGGCUUCCAAACAACUAACUCACAAGGCUUGGGCGUACUACUUUUCCGGAGCUGAUGAUCUGAUCUCCAAGUCAUUGAACAACAGCAUCUACAAAUCUAUACUGCUUCGCCCAAGGGUUUUUGUGGAUUGCAAGAACUGCAGCCUGGCCACUACUAUGUUGGGCUACAAGCUUGAUACCCCUAUCAUUGCUUCUCCUACCGCAAUGGCACGGCUUGCGCACCCCUCAGGCGAAGCUGGCAUUGCUGCUGCAUGCGCCAAAUUCGGUGCUAUGCAGAUUAUCUCCAACAAUGCCUCAAUGACCCCAGAAGAGAUCGUCAAGGGAGCUUCCCCAGAUCAAGUGUUCGGAUGGCAGCUAUACGUGCAAGUUGACCGAAAGAAGAGUGAGGCUAUGCUGGCACGCAUAAACAAGAUCAAGGCCAUCAAAUUUAUCUGCCUUACCCUCGAUGCACCAGUACCGGGAAAGAGAGAGCUCGAUGAACGUACAAAGGCUGUCGCAGCCACUCCUGCCAUUGCAGACAUCGUCAAGUCAUCAGGAGGGCAGGAGAUUGCGGGUGGAGGUGGUCUGGGGCAACAGCUAUUUGCUGGCACAGACCCAACUUUAACAUGGAAGGAUACCCUGCCCUGGUUGUUGAAACAUACAGAACUUCCCAUUGUUCUCAAGGGAAUCCAGACCCACGAAGACGCUUACAUUGCUUCUCUGCACUCCCCGCAAAUCAAAGGCAUUAUUCUUUCAAACCAUGGCGGAAGAGCAAUGGACACCGCUCCACCUUCGGUCCAUACCUUGAUGGAAAUCCGCAAAUACUGUCCCGAAGUUUUCAAUCGACUCGAGGUUUGGAUCGAUGGUGGCAUUAAGAGAGGCACAGAUGUAGUCAAAGCAUUAUGCCUUGGUGCUAAAGGUGUUGGCGUUGGCAGAAAUGCACUCUUCAGCCUUGCAGCCGGCGGUCCCGAAGGCGUUGAACGAAUGCUUGAAAUUCUUUGUGCGGAAACAAUGACAGCAAUGCGGCUGUUGGGAGUUGACAAGGUGGAAGAUCUCGGCAUGCAGCAUAUCAACGCUCGAGCUGUUGAACAGCAACUCUAUGACGGCGGUGCUGGUCUCGACAUUUUGGGAUCACACAUCAAAGCAAAGAUAUAA
This is a messenger RNA of Nannizzia gypsea CBS 118893, 1485 nucleotides long. RefSeq lists its product as hypothetical. The annotation marks the transcript as partial. The transcript has 4 exons. Gene Ontology annotation, molecular function: heme binding; oxidoreductase activity. Lineage: Eukaryota; Fungi; Ascomycota; Eurotiomycetes; Onygenales; Arthrodermataceae. The record is from RefSeq and is a predicted model, not a curated record.